CUUUGGAACUGGUGGGAAAAAAUUGCGGGCACCGUUGAUGUUCACAGAACGAUGCUGUCUUCUACGGCCAAAGUAAAUCCUGAUUUAGCCCUAGAGCGAGAGAAGGCCUCUUUUAACCCGAUUGAGCUCAGUUACCUGCUUCACGGCGGACGGCAGAAGAUCGAGAGAAAAAGAUACCUGGGUACUGUAAUUUACGUAAUCAGCUUUCUUGGAUAUUUUGCAAAAACCUGCAACGUUAACUCCAGUUUUCGGAAAGUCAAACACGCUCGCUCAUUAUGAAUAUCUGUUAUACCGUUUCUUGAAAACAGGUGGCGGGCAUACGAGCAUUGAUUGAGUUCAAGAAAGAAAAGUCAUCAUAUUUUUGUGUACAGAUCACAGCUACACUCACAGCUGUAUAAAAUUGCAAAUGUUUUGCCGACGCUCAUGUGAAGCAAAUUUUCCAUAAAGUACCAUUUAAUGAGCACAUUGAAUUCUUUUAGUUUUUCAUCUAAUUUCUGUCUUUUUAUCAUUCAUUUUAGUCUGUUUUUAACCAAUUUAUUAUUGUGUCUGUUGGUCAUUCAAUUGUGCCUGCUUUUGUUAUACAGUUAUUUACGUCUGUUAGUCUUGUUAUGUAAGGGCUAUUUACAUGGAGGGAGGAAGAUCCAUUGUAGUACUAGGCAGAUCCUAGAAGGCAGAAAUUAAUUUUGGUCUGUGUGGUGCCCAAGCAGAGAAGGAAUUAAUGAUGGCAAGCGACAAAACAAAACUUCAAUUUGUUUGGGCCCUUCUGCUCUUUUUCUGGCGUUUUAAAAUAACUACCUUUCAGCAGAAUUAUAAACAAUUAUUGGAUGAGGUUUUUGUGAUAUCCGGAAUAAUCAAGGUCGAGGUAAGUGUUAUCAGCCGAAGCCGAAGGCUGAGGCUGAUAACACUAACCGAAACCUUGAUUAUUCCGGAUAUCACAAAAACCGAAUCUAAUAAUUGUUUUAUUAUACAUUGUUUUGAAGAAAAUAACGACAAACGCGUUAUCGCAGCGAUCACAGUUUAUUGCUGUCCGUGCACGUGACAUUGCUCUUGGAAAUCAUGCAUUGCGUGCGCAACCUACAGAUUAUUCACUAAUCUGUAGGUACAGAUUAGUGAAUAAUCUGUAGGUUGCGCUGUUUCCCAGAAUUAACUGUAGGCUUUUAGCAAAUGAGAAGACAGAUGGUGACUACAAUGUAGAAUAAUCACAAUAAUCAGGUCUUGGUAAUGCCAAAUGAAAUGUUCAGCCUUUAUUGCCUAUUGCAGUGAUUACCCACUGAAUGACCCACUGCUAUUUUUGUCUGAUUUGUUCCCCUUGAUGACUCAUUUUUCAUGCAAUUUUGCCAGUCUGCAUGUCGUGGCUUGUUGCCAUGAUUUAAUUGUUCAACCUCAACUGAUCACUUUUUUCUGAACUUUCGAAAGCAUUGUUGAAUACUUACAAUGACAAGUGCAUAAAAGGAGGUAAAAAAUGGUGUCUAGAUUGAUCAUUGAUGUGAGUGAAGGGGUGGUAGAUAAAUAUGUAGCAAUAAAUGGCAAAUCUAAAUACCUAUUUAUAUUAUGCACAGUUCACUUUGUUCUAAAUAUAUAUACUGAACACCACAACUCCUUCAUCUAUAAAACAGAUACCUCUGUAGUGUUUGCACUUUGACUGUAUGAAGUUAUUUCAUCUUAAUUUUUUCUUUCCUGCUUGCAUAGUCUCCUUUGAAGAAAAAUUGGGAAGAGGAGGGAAACUCUAAUUCCCUCUUUUCAGUUUUUUAAGGAAGAUCAUGGCCUGCAUAGCAUGACGAUUUUGUCAGACAUACUGCUGAGCAACAAAGCCAUGAAAUGGCGUGAAGCCGCAAAAGCAUGUGAAGCUGCAAAAGUAUGCGAAAGAGUGACAAAGUCAUGAGAAAAAUAAAAACUAUUGCUACCACCCCAAUAUCCUCAUGGCAGUUUUACUGCCCUUGCCUACCUUGGCUUGUUUGUGUGCCUGACCAAAACCACUAUGCUACACAGGCUAGGAGGAUUGAAAGAGGCUCUGCAAACAGGAUAAUUAUUUAUGAUUACUCAGAACAUUAUUUACGUAGCUGAAUUCAUGUAUAAGGGUGGCAGAUAUAAUUAUAGUAACUAGUAAGAAAAUUGUGGGUUUUGGAAACAAUUUCAUCAAAUCUUCAAAAUUUCAGAAUGGUUUGCAGUGAGUCUUGAAGUCUUGUUUUUUUUAGUUUCCUAGGUGUCUUGUGGUUAGUCUUGUAUUCUACCAUUUAAAACCCUUACCGAAUUUGCAAUCAACAAUGACUUGAUGUGUCAUUCACAUGGUGCAGGCUGUUAUAGCAAAACAAUUUCUAGCGCUGUACUGAUCUGAGAGGUCAUAUAAUAUUAUCCUGUAUAAUGUCUUUCCAUCCUUUACAUUUUUAGAAUCCUUGCUUGUGAAGGAUCCCAUUUUUAGCAAGGAAGAUGCAUAUGUUUGUGAUCGCAAGCACCAGUAUGAAAGGUCUUGUGAAAAAGGGCUGCGGAUGUUAGAACUACAUAAGGAGUACAACAUUACUAAUGAAGAUGACAUUCGCAUGUUGAACAGGUACAUUAUUUUUUGAUUAAAUUACUCUGGUUUUUACUGCUUGGUAAAUAUAAUUAAGCUAUUAUGUUACAGCGAACUCUGUCUAAAACAGACACCUUUGCAGUGACCAGAACUUAUAAGCAGGGCUUGAGAAAAGCCCUGUCCGAUAGUCCCACUGGGACAAGUAGAUUUUCUUGCUGGGAAAGUAAAUUUUAAAGCUUACUUUCGUGAUGGGUAAGGAUCCAGGCAUGCCAUCCUCUAAACAAAUCAUUCACUAAGUCAAACAAGAAGUGGCUCUGAGCGGGCAAAAUGUGAAAGCUGCUUGCCCAAAGAACAAGCUGGAAAUCAAGUUUUUUUAAGCCUUGACAAAGUCUCCAUAUUAAAGAGGUGUCUAUCUUACAGAGAGUCAAUUGCAAGUAAAGGAUGUAAAGAAAGGCAGGCUGACCAACUCUAGGUGUCCAUUUUACAAGGUGUCCAUUAGGAGAGAGUCAACUGUAUUAUUUUUUACAACAUAGUCAGUAAUGUAACCUUAAACUUCCUCUGAGAGGGGAAAAACAAUGACGCAAAGAAAAUUCUUUACCUCAUUGUUUUUAUGGUGUCACUGUGGCUACAGCAAUGUAAGGCUGAUACUAGGUAGAAAAAUUGUUUUUGCAAGACAUCAAUAUGGACACCAAGAACUCAAGGGUGUGGCUAAGGAAAAACUAAACAGGGUUCUAGCCAUAGCACUUCUAUGCAACUGCACCUUCAGAAUUACCCCACAUCAAAGGAGCUGGAUAUUACCAUCUUCCCAGCAUGCUUUGUGCCUAUUUCAGGGUGAUUGUUUCCGCCCUGUGUGAUGAAAACAUGAAUUUUACCUAAAGUUGCGGGGACAUUCGCCGCUUUAAGGGUGAGAUUUGGAGGUAAAGUUCUAGGUCUUUACCUAAUUUUUCAUCUUCCAUCUGGAUGACAGAAUGAUUCCUUGAUUAAAGUAUCCUGUUUUCUUAAUGUUCUCUGUAAGAUUUGACUGUGUGACCUUUCUCUCCUUAUACAUCGCUGCUUAUCUGUUGUAUGCAUGGUGUUUUUGAAUUACCGUAAAAUUCCGAAAAUAAGCCCCAGGGCUUAUAUUUUUCAAAGGCCCUUUUUGAAGGGCUUAUUUUUGGAGGGGCUUAUAUUCGGAGGGGCUUAUGGGAUUCGGCUGUUUGAUAAUAUAGUUUGAUCACAAUGCAUGACAGGAAUAUGGUAAUAUCCUCCGUUCCCCACGUCUUGAGUAGCUGGCUCCUAAUGGGAUAGAGAAUGUGGUACAAUAACUGCACUGCAUAUAAAAAGUUAUUGAUCUUUCACAUUUUAAGUAUUUUUUGUCAACUUCUCUCUAAAACUAAAUAGUUGUGAAAUUGUCAUCAAUUAUUACAUUUUUGUUGGUGACUACUGUACAUUAUUUUUUGGUUCAAAAUGGAUAAAGUAAAAAAGUGUCUGUAACUUUUAUGGUCAGUACUACAUUUUAUAUUUACACAAGGUACUACACUUUGAGCCAUGAAAGAUUAACAAAAAAAUGUUUUUAGUCUUUCAGGCACAUAUUUUCCAUAUGCUCUGAGCAACACAAUGUUUAUUCCAACAAUAAAGGUAGGCAUGUACAAGAUAAAUCAGUGUCUUAACCUCAAUCAAUUAAAAAUCAAUUUUGCUUAUAAUUUAUUGUGAAGAGUACAAUUGAAAGUUCUAUUAACCAUAUACUGUUGCACUGUUGAUGUGAAAUAAUUAUAUGGGUGCAUGUAUUCCUGGUACAGUUGUAGCUCAGGGACUGGCUUCCAGAAAAAUUUUGAUUCCAAACACACCUUGAUUUAACAAGUUCAGAGGGUGGAAGUCAAGUUUUAGUUUGUAGUGCAACCUUGGCAAGACUAGCUCGAUCAUGCCCAGUCUAUAUUGCAGUUGACUGCAAUGCAUGCAGGAGUUAAUGUUUAUAGGUUCAAUCUGUUGGGCUGGGCCAAUACCUAAUAAUGAAGAUUCUGCCUUUGCUGGGCUGCAAAUGGCUAGACCUUCAUAAUUAUCUUAGAUGACUACGUAAAAUGAUGGCCCUGUGUCCAGUAGGAGAUAUAUAGAGAUUAGUAUAUAAAUUGAUACUCAAAUAAAGAGUGUAGAUGUUUGCAGUUUCACUGGUCAACCUAACUUUUCUCCUUUCUUAUAAAUUUGUUUGUGGUAUUCACAUAAUUUUUGCCACUGAUUUCUUCCAGCAACUGUUGUCCACUUAUUAAUUUUUUCUCAACUGAAUGGUAUUUACAGAGUCAAGGGACCCCUGAACAAAAAGCCAAGUGGCUUCCUCUGGCAGAGUCUUACCAGAUCAUUGGAACCUAUGCACAAACUGAACUAGGCCAUGGUAACAAUUUUCAAAGUUUAUUAUGAAUUAUUAAUACAUCUCAAUAAACUGUCUUUGAAUAUAUGAAGAAAAUUUAAUGAAUAAUUGAUUAAAUUUGAUUCUAUAGCAAAGGUAUUACAGUCAAGCCUCCAUAUGUGCGACCAUCUAAUUGCCAAUCCAAAACACCAAAAUUUUCCCAGUCAAAGCCUUACAGUUGGAACCUCUAGUAAAUGACCGCCUCCUGUAAGCGACUGCGACCACUUUUUGAGCCUGACAGUUGAUAAUUUUCCAUUGUUUUGAACCUCUUGUAAGCGACCACUUGGUGCAUUCUCUGAUCUCUGUUUUUGCUGCAUGCACUAUGUUACUUAGAAUAUACAAAGCACUUUAGUGAUAACAUGGAACUCCACAUAUCCUAAUGCAACAUUGCCUGCAAUAUAUUAUUCUCCAUAAAGUAAAUGUGCCUGGACCUCUUCUCGGAAGAGAGCCCCCAUGGUUCAAUUCUUGUAAACAACCAUAAGCGACCACUCAGUCUUUGCAUUUUAGGUGGUCACUUACAGAAGUUUCGACCGUGUAAGCACUUAUAAUGGCCAACUUUGACUUCAUUAACUUACUGGCAAGUCAUAGUUUUGGAAUCUAAAAUAAAAUUAAUAUUGGUUAGGUGCUCUUUCAUUAAUAGAGAAAUUGAAAAUAUUUUAUAACUUUUAUAACACUGGAUAGCACUAUCCACCACAUAAAUCACUACCCAGUGGUUGACUAUCCGGAAAACCAACUGCAUUAUUCAGUGCAGCAGGAUAGUGAUUUAUCCAGUAGGUAGCAGGGCCAGAUGGUUAUCAGCCACAGAUUGAAUUUUCCCUUUUUUAAUAUGAAAUAUUUUUGCGUGGUAAUUAGUUCUCUAAAUUUUAAAGUUGUUAAACACUGUUUGCACAGGUACUGUAGCCUUGGGGAAGGUUAAAAAAAUUUUAACCUGAAAUCAGAUUUGACUUGUGACAAAAAUAUGCAUUUAUAACACAUGUCUUAGAGACCAGGCUACCUAGUAUGUUUGGGUGCAUCUUUCUUGUAUGAGUGAAAAUAGGAAUUCACUGUAGUUGAAGAAGCAGAAUAAAUUAUCACAAUCAUAUAUAACAACAACAAUAUAAUAAUUUUUUUAGGAACUUUUAUUCGAGGCUUGGAGACAACAGCAACCUAUGAUAAGAAAGCUCAAGAAUUUGUCAUCCACUCACCAUCACUUUCGGCUUCCAAAUGGUGGCCAGGAAACUGUAAGUUUUUUGGACAUAAUUGCAGAAUUUAUGAUUGCACUUGCUGUACAUUUAAACUGUUCAGAUACAUCUGACAGGAUCCCACAAACUGCUACAUAUUCUCUCAAGCUUUUUUACUGAAAUUUAUGAAAAUAGAGAAAAAGAGAUUAUCAAAUUUUCAAAGAGUGAAGGCGACAUGGAACUGAACAGUAUUUUAUUCCAGGUCUCUAAGGUUACAACACUCCAAUUUCUCUAAGAUUACACAGUAUUUUACAGAUUCUGUAGACUCACAAGGUUCAAAUUCAACAUGAUGGCUAACAAGAACACAACACAUUUUUCGGAUCUCCACAAGGAGGCCUAGUGAGCUCCUAAAGCCUUAGGUCAAUGUGCACAAAGAGUGUAGUCUGUUAAAAAACAAUCUCAGUAGAAUGAGAAACCUCUUGAGAAUUUUGGUGUUUAUGGAGAGAAGAUCUGUAACACAAGGCAAAAUCUUUCACUCCAUACCAUCAUGAGGUUGCAGUGGUGGGAUGGGAACACUGCCUCUGCUAUAGUCUGAAGUCACUAAAUGUUUCAAUUUUUUUUGUAAAGAAAAUAUUUUGAUUUAAUUCGUUUCAUUGAUACCUUUUUUAAUAGUGGGCAAGUCAUCCAAUUUCGCCAUUGUAGUUGCAAGACUUAUUGUGGAUGCAAAGGACCAUGGAAUACAGAUGUUUAUAGUUCAGUUACGAGACUUAAACACUCAUCAACCUCUGCCUGGUGUGUUUUGUGAUAUUUUCCAUAAUUAUAGUUUUGUGAUAUUAAGUUUUAAUAAAUUUCGAGUCAAGUUGCCUUUAAUUUGAGAUAAUCUGUAUUCUAUACCAAUUAAAUUACUCGAAAUUUCAACCAGAAAGACAGUAUCAAUGUAUACUAUUGUAAGGGUUAGUUAAUAAGCAGCCUGUGACCUUCGCUUUAUUUUAAAGGAUUUUUCAAAUGCAUGAUGUUUUGUGCAAUGACCUGACUUGAAUUUUUUUCUUGUGUAAGGAAUAACUAUUGGAGAAAUUGGCCCCAAGUUUUCCGGUUCCCUGGACCCAAAUGAUAAUGGAUUUUUAUUACUUGAUCAUGUACGAAUUCCACUGGAUCAUAUGCUAAUGGGACUAGCAAAGGUAUGAAAUCAUUUUACAUCUCGUACAUGUAUAAUGCAUGUACUGUUAACCACAUGUACUGUGCGGUGAUUGAACUUCCAUCUGCCCCUGCCUCUUGUGAGUGACAAUUAAGCUCCCAUAAGCAACCAGUUUCUAUAGUCAUCUAAAAUACUCAUCAAAAAUCUUGAAACACUUGAGUGCAUUUCUGCUUCCGCGGUGUAGAUCUGGGUAUUACAGUCAUCUCAGUGCUCCAAAAUAUGCAUGGCUCAACAUUGGGGAAGGAGAGGGGCUCAUCUCUGAGUAAGAAAAAAGUGCGAUGAUUGAAUGUAAGAAGCAGUACGUGUCUGUUUUAGCGAUUUGUGAUGAGUAUAAUGUAGCUUCUAUCCGGUCACUUCGUUCCAUGGACAGAUCAUUCCAAGCCAGAUCGUUCCACCUUAUCAUUCAUUCUUGUCAUUCUUUUAAGGGAUCUCCAGUUGAUGAAGCUUAUGUCUACUGUCAAGUAAUUUUAUUUUUAUUCUUACCUUUAAUUUCCCAACAGCUUUCCCCUGAUGGUACCUUAACAAAGCCAGCAAACUCCAAACUUCUUUACGGAACAAUGAGUUUUGUACGUGCACAGAUUGUUUUCUCAUCUUUUCAAUCAUUAUCACAAGCACUGACAAUUGCUAUACGUUACAGUGCAGUAAGAAGACAAGGCAAGCUAAAACCUGGGUAAGCUUUCUGUCAACUGUCCAACUUAUGAUUUGCUGGGAACCAUAUGCAUUGUGUUCUGUAGAUUAAAUGAUACAAUAAUUAUUGGUGUAGCCUGUUAAAUGUGCAUUUCAUGUCACAUGUGUAUUAGAAAUUCCUGUAAUUAAAAUAUCAGGCCAUGUUCACAGGGCACUGGAUGAAUUUUUGACCGGCUGAAGAAAUUUGACGCGAUACUUUUCACACGGGAUAGUUCAACUUUUUCGCUCUGUUUACAGGGAACUUUGAAUGGCUAUAAAGCGUCUAAAUUUUCAUACGGUUAAUUAAGGUGGUUCUCAUUGCAUGAAUGGAACACCUAAAUGCACAAAUUUUCAACCGAUCAAAAUUUUCGUCUCGUACCGUGUGAAGCUUAGCCUCAUUUUCUUUGCAUGAGUACAAUGAGCGCUGGAGGCAACUGCCAACAUUUUGCAACACCACCAUUGGCUUCCCAGUGAAAUGACGUCUGAGGACAAGAGCAUAAAUUCUGUGCUGAUGACUUGUCACUACCCAGAUUAGCUUCAACCAAUCAGAUGCCCUGGGUACUCUUCAGUUACUACUUCUGAUUGACGUUGGUCUAAUAAUUAUACAAUGUACUCCUUGAUAUAGUAACCUCCACCACUUGAUCACGGGUUAUAUUUCUGCUUGCCUGAGGAAACAGCCAACAUUUAAAGACAACACCAGUGGUUUCCCCACAAAAUGACGCCUGAGCAACAAGUGCAGAUGACAUGUCACUACCCAGAUCUGGGUACCACCGCGGUCAAACGUCUAAAUCGUUAUUUUUGUUUUUUAUUGCUGGGAUUUCAUUUACCAGUUAGAGAAAAAUGGGCAAAGAUGUAUCAAUCAGUUAGUCAAUAUAACUAUCUUUCCAUUUUUCUCAAAAUUUUUUGAACUUUUUCGCUGAAAACACUUCGCGCUAAAAGAGAAUCAUGUUUGAAAAUGGCGCCAAUAAUAACGUCAGCAUCGGUUUUCAAUCACUUAGAACUUUUUUAGUAAACUUUUAAAAAGUUUAGUAAACUAACAGGAUGUUGGUAAUACCCUAAACGUUCGAUAGUGAAAGUAGCAACCUUAACUUUGAAGUAUUUCGCUUAACUUUUGCAAAUUUCACUCGUUUGACCACUGUGAAGAUCUGGGUAUGCCCCUUGCAAGCUGAGUGAUACCUGAAAGAUUACUGCAGCCACCUUACACUAAGACUAAGUACACUGCUACAUCAGUUACAAGAUGUAAAUAAUUCAUAUUAUUUAUAAAUCUUUUACGUCAACAGUGAUUCUGAACUACAGGUUAUUGACUAUAAAACUCAACAGUACAAACUGAUACCAGGAUUAGCGAUGGCCUAUGCUACAAGAUUUGCGUUUGAUCAUGUUUGGAGUUUGUACCAUGAAACUCAAAAACAGAUAAGAGCUGGAAAUCUCUCCAUGCUUCCCCAGGUAAAGGCAAUAUUUUUUGCCACAUUAAAAUUGUAAUUGAAAGACAUAAGGAUCAACCUUUUGAUUUGCUCUUUUAGGUGUUUUUGUUUAUUAACGUUUGCCUUUCCGGGAUAAUGUCACAAAACUGUGAAAGGUUUGAACCCAAGAGUCAUUUCAAAAGUAGGUUGAGUAUGAUCAUCCAGGUGAAUGUAGUACUGAACAGGACUAUUGUUGUUGACAGUGACUGACAUUUCGACGACCCUUGCAGUAGUCAUCUUUAGAGUAAAAGUGAGUUGGAUCAGGUCAGUUGAUGGUAUUAAACUCUGGUUAUUGUCUUGAUUGGUCAGUUAAGUCACAAUGUUAUUGGUUGUCUGUCAGUUAAGCCAUGAUGUUAUAGGCUAUGAAAAUUUGCUAUGUCAACAAUAAUAACAACAACAACAGUCCUAUUCAGGAUUACGUUCACCCAGACGAUCAUACAAGUCAUGUACUCAACCUACUUGACCCUACUUACGGAAUAUGUUAUGUUGCGUUACGUUAUGUUAAUAACUAUCACUACAUUUCAACAUUUCCCUGUGUUAUUUAUUUUGGAAUAAUAUCUUGUAGGUUCAUGCUUUCACCAGUGGUCUUAAAGCCUUCUGUACGUCAACAUCCAUGCACCAUGCAGAGACAUGUCGAUUGGCUUGUGGCGGACAUGGAUAUUUACUGUAUAGUGGUUUGCCUACGUUGUACUCAAUGAUAAAUGCUGCUUGUACUUACGAGGGAGACAAUGAUGUGCUUUAUUUGCAAGUUGCUAGGUAAGCUGAACAUACUUUACAUCACAUUUUUGUUGCUAUUCUGUGCCAUACAUCUAUACCCUGAAGAUACUUUGGCUAGUUAAGGAUAGCAGCGUGCCCAGAAGGUUUUUACACUUCUUUAAGGGGAAAAGCAAAAUGGAUCUUGACUGGUUUGUUUACAUCUCUUUUCUUCACAGGGACAUUUGUAACGCUUAGAGAUCGGAUCUAGCAUAAACAUAAUUGAAUCAUUUUGCUGUAGGUUCCGUGCUUUUAGGUUUUCCUAUCAAAGGACUUUGAUACCAAAAAUGAAAAUUCUUUUUAAGAAUGAUAUUGAGCCCCUUGAAACUAUACAGCCUUGUUCCAUGGCACACACAGUGAUACCUAGAUUAUAACUUGCUUAUUGGAUUACCCUGGCUUCACCUCCCCAACAGACAACUGUCCAUUGCAAGAAAAUUAUUUGUCAUUUGGACUUGCCGUUAAGCACAUAGACUGUUGAGGUCACUAUUUCUAGAUGUGGAGCCAACUGGCAGUCCCCCACAUUCUUCAGCUCUUACCAAUUUAUUUUGAUUCUCGACUCCAAAGAAAUUUGGACAGUCAUCUUUGUCUAAAAAGGAUACAAACCAAAGAAAAACCUUCAAGUUAUACUUAUAAAAUUUCACUGCUAUUUUGAGGGAGACUACGACUGGCUGAAUUUAGCCCUGUUUUUGUUUAAGGGAAGGGCGUGGCUGUAUACAGGUAGCUGCUGUAAAGUAUUUGGUGAUAAGGUCUUAAAGAUUUAGAAGGGUUGUCAUUUGUUAUUGUGGAUGUUGCAGGUAUCUUGUCAAAAUUGCUUCAAAUCUACGGAAAGGAGAAGCUCCACCCGAAUCACUUUCAUUCUUCUUGCAAAAACCAGAACUGUGUCCAGCAACAAAAGCCUGUGAAUUUCUGGAUCCCAAAGUACAAAGACGGAUAUACCAGGACAGGACCACAAGGUUGGGUAUAAUUAUAAUAAGUUCAAUCCAAUAGCCAUUUCCUGUUUUCUCUUUCUGCUCUUUCGACUGUGCCCAGACCAUGCAAAAUAUUGUGCUUUUGCUGAUAAUUACUUAAGGAAUAAUAGUUUAACUCUUCUCGUUCAUUAUUAUCUCUCAAAUCUGCAGUGAGGUAAAGAGUUUAGCUGAAAAGUUGCAAGACAAAGUAAUUUCCGGAAUGGAUUCUAUAGAUGCUUGGAAUGAUACAUCGAUUGACUUAGUUCGCUGUGCUAAGGUAAAAAAACUUUGCAUGAUUUGUAGGUUGACUUGUAGGUUUAAAUAGUAAAAUGACAAAUUAUUGAACGCCUGUUCUCAAGUACCGUCUGUACAACUUGAUGAUAACCAUGUGGUUUAUUAAACUGCGAGGUAAAACAAGGUUAGUGAUUCAAAGCAAGAGUCAUCAUUUGCUGUUCCAAACUCGAAAGUGAAGCUUUAUUUAGCGGAUGGUUGGGUUGGGAAAAUCAGAGCAGGGAAACUUGUUAUGACUGUCUAUAGCUCAGUUCAACUUAUCCACCACCUCCAGACCGCUAUAUUUUAAGACCCAACCUCGUUUUUUUUACCUAACCCUCGUUUGCCACGGGUGGAGUCAAUUAAAGAUCAUUGAGAGUCACGUUUUUUCAUCUGAUGAUGGCUGGACAGUUGUGGAAGAUUGCUGUCUGUAGUGCAAGUUAAGCAAAAAGUAAUGAGAUUUAUGCCAGUACUUAAACGUUAAUGUUUUAUCAGAUUAAUCAUAGCUGUUUGUUUAUCUCUUGGUAGGACUACAGUCACUGUGUCAUGGUUAUAUUUCUGCUUGAGUCGAUAGAGAAACUUUCUGGUAUCAGUCAAAACUUGCGCACUGUUCUCAAGUCCUUGGCGGAUUUAUUUGUUCUGCAUGGCAUCACUGAGAACUCAGGGAGUUUUAUUGAGGUAAGAGACAUUGAAGCCUCCUCUGUAGUAUAAUGACGAUACAUCACAGUUGUAAUAGUUUAGUUCUUCUCAUCUCAGUGAAAAUGAAAACUUGUUAGAUCGUAUUUACUUAUAUUUAAACAAGACUAACGAAUUGCAUGGAAAAGUGCAAACAUUCUAUUCCAGCAGUACCCACUAUUGCAUCAUGAAGGUUGUUGCUUAUUGUACUGGUAAACUGCCCCCACUAUAUAUACUCCUGACAUUUUCUCAUGUUCAUCCCUACUGCCUUGACCGACCCUCCCAUGUUGCAUCAGAUUUGUGUUCUGGAUUACACUAAUGUAACAAAAUCAUUUCUCUUAUGAAAAAAAAUCCACCACAAUGCCCACAUUAAGAGGUUUUUUUUUGUUUCCUGUCAUUUUAGCCAGGAAUUCUCAAUGAAAAGCAGCUGCAAACAGUCCGUCAGCAAGUGUACAGCUUAAUUAAUCAACUUAGGUUAGUACAGCUCAAAAGUAUACUGUAAAAUAGUCAUAGACCUGUUUGAUAGGUACCUUGUGGCUUAUUAUCAUUUUUGAGCACUGAUCUUGUUGUGCAUGCAUGUUAUGUAGAAAUGGGCCUUAAAACCUCUAUCAGCAAGUGCAUUGUUAACGUUAUUGGGGGUGCAUUUGGAGUAGAAUUGACAGAAUAUCUCUCCAUUUCAGUAAGAGCUGCCUUCUAGCCAAGUCAAUGUUCUAACUUGAAAUUUCUUUUGUUGGCUCAACCUACCUUGUUUUAACAAUUUAUUGGGGAUAGAAAAUUUUAAGACUGUCAGGUAACCAAAGCAAAAUCUCAACUUUUAAAUCCUGCUGCAAUGUCCACAGUUUACUGAAAUGAAAUUAUUUUUGCCUUUUAACUUGCAGACCUGAAGCAGUCGCUUUAGUGGAUGCGUUUGAUUACUCAGACUUUGUUCUCAACUCACCUCUUGGACGCUAUGAUGGCAAUGUAUAUGAAGCCCUUUUCAAGUAUGCUCAGAAGGCAGCUUUGAAUGACCGUCAGGUAACUGAUCCAAAAUAU
Molecule: messenger RNA, 13047 nt
Organism: Porites evermanni
Lineage: Eukaryota; Metazoa; Cnidaria; Anthozoa; Scleractinia; Poritidae
Source: the annotation of a GenBank genome assembly